UCUUCCGUCCACACAGGAAGCCAUUUUUUUCUCUUUCUCUGAGCAGCGGCGGCGCCAGUUAUUUUGAAAAGUGAUCCGCGCGCGCCGCGGAGCCGCAGCUGUUCAGGAGCCAUGAGCGGAGGAAGAUGACGGAUUCAUCGGUCGCGGAAGGACACGUUAAAGUCAGAGACGGCAAAAAGUGGAAAACUCGGUGGGUAGUUCUCCGUAAGCCCUCACCGGUGGCGGACUGCCUGGUGUUGUUGGUGUCUAAGGAACGAGGUGUGAAGGAGCGGAGCAGCGUGGUUUUGGAGCACAUCUGUGGUCUGGAGGCAGGAGGGAGCAGCGAAGGAGUCGCCUAUUCUCUGACAAUCCUCAGUCUGAAUCAGAUUGUUCAGCUGGGAUUUGACAGUAAGGAGGCCCUACUGGCCUGGGACCUUCGGCUUCGCUACUAUCUAGGGGAAGUACACAGUUUUAAAGUGACAGUCCUGCCUGGUACUAAGCUGGAAACUGGUCUGGCCACCCUUCAUUUGUGCAACAAUCUGCUCGUCAUUGCCAGAGACACCCCCCCUGUUAUCAGCGGCCAGUGGAACCUCCUGGACCUGCGCAGAUACGGCCCCGUCCCCAAUGGCUUUGUGUUUGAGGGUGGCACUCGCUGUGGUUAUUGGGCUGGUGUGUUCUUCUUAUCCUGUGCUGAAGGAGAGCAGAUCAGUUUUCUGUUUGACUGCAUUGUACGCGGCAUCUCCCCCUCCAGAGCUCCCUUUGGAAUCAAACCGCUGCUGCCAGAUCCCAGUGCCAGCGCAGCAUCAGCAGAGGAGCGACUGAACCAAGAGGCUGAAGAGUUGGAGAAGAGGCUCAGCCGGCUGUCUCAUAACACAGCGUCCACCUCCAGUUUCAGUUCUUCAGUAGCUGGAGAUGACCGCAGCAUAUCCGGGUCCUCAGACUCAGAAACCAGCCACUCGGAUUCCAGCAUCAGCAGCCGACUGACCCUGUGGGUGGAGCCGGUUCCUACCGCCACAGCUGACUCCACUAGAACUGCCUCUCAUGGAGAGGAGAAACUGCCAAUUAAUCCAGCCAGUGGGCCCAGACUGCCAUCAAAGCCCUCUCUCUCACGGAGGCUUCAGGAAAUUGGCCGACAGAGCUCCUCAGACAGCGGCAUUGCCACAGGAAGCCACUCGUCCUAUUCUGGCAGCUUUUCAUCCUACACGGGCAGCCUAGAUACAGGGAGCCCCAGAGAGGAGUAUGGCACUCUGCUCAGCUUACCGCCAUUCUCUAGUCCCGAAAAGCAUCAGUGUACCUGUCCAAUCAGCCACACCCAUGAGUACCAAGUGCCUUCAUCACUACGCUACCUGUAUGACACACCCCGCAGUCUUCUUGAAGAGGCCAGAGAGCAGAAAGAAGCUGCAGCCAGUGAACAGACUGAGGAAACAGUUAAAGAGCAGACUGAAGGCUCAGCUGCUGCAUGCUCACUUCCUGAAUCUCCCAGAGACUUGGGGGCUCAGGGUUCGUCCAGCACAGACACACACUCUGACUGCCUGAUUUGCUGUCCCCAUCCUGCUUCAUCUAGAAUGCUCUUCACCACCUGCCCCAUCUGUGGUGGCUUAAAGAGAGCACCCUUACCUAUGGCAGGUGCUUCACUACAGCAUGGCGUGCCAGCAGGUGGAAAAUCAACCAGUGAUGCGUCAGUUCUUGCCACCAAUCUGGAGUGGAAUCCCCGAACAGAUUUGUCGACACAAAGCCUGUCAUUUGCAAGUUCAGGGACCGACAACAAGCUGCAAGAGGGAAGCCCUAAGAGCUAUAUAGACAGUCUGUCUGAUCUGUUAGGACAUUAUUCUCCAGGGAGGACAGAAACAGUGUCAAUUAUACCAAGCCUGCCUGAUUCAGUAAGGCUUUAUUGUCCUCCAGGGAACAAUAGCCUGGGAUCAGCCCAAUCUGGUUCAUAUAUACCAAUGGCCUCAACAUUAACAUCACCUCAGUGCCCUUCAUCAUGCCAAGUUUAUCCCAUCAUUCCUUCCCACCCUACCUCUCACUCAACAAACUAUGAGAACUGCCUGCAAUGUAGAAAAGGUCAGGAUGGCUGCAUGCUCCCCAAGGCUGUUCCUGCGGUAAUUAGUAGUUUGAUGCACCCAUCUGGACGGAAGAGCACUGGUGGGCAGGGUCACUUUCCCUUUCUCCAGGACCUGAGUGCUAGUUCCUGGGGAUUAAGCUCAGAGAUCCCUCCUGUGGAAGAACCUCCUCAUCUCCCUACACUCACCUCCCAGCCACCCUUACAGCUUAGUGAUGGAGAAACAACAGUGGGAGAUAAGAAGCAGAGAAGUCAUGCAGAGAGAGGGAGAAUGGAUCCUGCCUAUGAGAUCAUGGAGGGCCAAGCCACAGUCAGGAGCUCAGAGUCAGAUGAGAAGAGCAGAUAUGAGCUGAUGAGCAGCUCUGGGCAGCAGAGGAGCACUGACGAUCCUGAAGGUGGCUCUGGAGUGAGUGAACGGCCGAAAGGAGGAGCGACGUAUGUAAAUAUUCCCAUCAGCCCAAAGUCCAAAAAGCAGCUGCACUAUAUGGAGCUGGAGCUGCAGGAACAUGGCACCACCAUCAAAGGAAAAGGCACCACAAAAUACGCACAAAUUGACAUCACUGCAACAGAGACUGCACACAGAGUGGGUACCCAGCAUGCACUGGGACGGGAGGCAGGGCUUCACAAACUGGAACAGUGGAAAAGAGGAGGGGCACCGCAGUGAUGACAUCAUUUACUAAUGAUGAUGCCAUUGCUCUUUACCAUGAUAACAGUGAUAUGAAGAAAAAGAGAAAAGUGUGUUGGUAAAGUGUCUCUCAGAACAGAAACAGUGUGGAAUGUUAACUGCUGAGAGUGCCAAAGAUCCUUCCUCGCGCUACCGGUUUGGACACCAUACAGGUCCGUGUUAAAGCCUUCAACUCCACUUACUCCCAGAGUCACAUGCCAGGCUAAACCAAACUGAACAGGUGGCAUAAAUACAUGAAAAACUGACUGAACUGAGGCAGCCGAAGGUCCAGUUUCAUUAGCUGGUGUUGUGUAGCUAUGAGACUGUGAUCAUGUGGGUUUUGUUGUGUGAGUGUGUGAGUGUGUGGGUGGGUGUGAGUGUGAUAAUUUGAGCAUUAGAACUGUGAGGACAGACCGUGUGAACAUGGCUGAUUAUACAGUAGAUGAGUCACCACACGCUCAGCUGCCUGCAGCAACAUGUCUCCUAUUAAUUUGCUGUAAUAUUCGCCCUUAAUCAAUUUCAUACACUAUUGUCCCUUAAUCAAGUAAUGGACGUCUCUGACCACACAUCAGAGCUGCAAACACGGCACAGCAAAACAUUUCCUACUGAGCAAAAAACUGGACAGAUCCAUGUGAGGCAAUGUGCUCACUUUGUGGACAGAGUGGUAAAAACUCAUGCAUUCUUUUUGCUAUUUUCCUGGUCAUGAAAAUAGCAACAAUAUUUAUAAUCACAUCCAUAAGUGCCAGUGCUGCAUUCUUAUUCCUUAUUUUUGUAUUUGUGGCUAUGAAAAUUGGCCAUGUAUUUUCUUUGGACUGACUGAAAGGAAAUUGUGCAUAUACAAUGUUGGGCAUUAUUAAAUAUUCAGACAAAUUUAA
Pangasianodon hypophthalmus (striped catfish) is the source of this 3580-nucleotide messenger RNA. RefSeq names its product protein Dok-7. Gene Ontology annotation, biological process: neuromuscular junction development; positive regulation of protein tyrosine kinase activity. Lineage: Eukaryota; Metazoa; Chordata; Actinopteri; Siluriformes; Pangasiidae. The coding region runs from base 126 to 2705 and encodes 859 amino acids. The transcript is spliced from 13 exons. Gene Ontology annotation, molecular function: protein kinase binding. The record is from RefSeq and is a predicted model, not a curated record.